Varroa destructor (honeybee mite) is the source of this 2284-nucleotide messenger RNA. RefSeq lists its product as uncharacterized. NCBI's taxonomy places the organism in Eukaryota, Metazoa, Arthropoda, Arachnida, Mesostigmata, Varroidae. Gene Ontology annotation, cellular component: endoplasmic reticulum. Gene Ontology annotation, biological process: protein O-linked glycosylation via mannose. Gene Ontology annotation, molecular function: protein O-acetylglucosaminyltransferase activity. The record is from RefSeq and is a predicted model, not a curated record.
UCCAGGAGCGGGAAGGCUUUUUUCGACAGGAGGAAUAAUGCUAAUUUAGGCACCUUUCCUGAUGAUUUGUUCGACGUCUGUCAUUCUCCGACAUCGCAAAGCAAACGAACUGCCGACAAGAGGCCACGCAUUGUCAAGGAGAUUUCGCUUGAUGAGGAGCUGCUCUCGAACGAGACCAGUGACCUAAAAAGACAUAUGGAUAGCCAAAGAACACAGUGGCUUAAUCGUCAUGUACGCAGGACAGUACAGACAACAAUGAGCGAUGCGAGCCUACCGACUGCUUCAUCAGCAAUCGUCGAACAAAAAAUUGCUGCGAGUUUUCGAAGAUCUGCCACUAAGAGCCCACUAUGGAAGGAGCCAUGUGGAGGUUGCGGUAGAUUAAUGGCAUAUAAUCCUGGAGGGCCCUUCUGCAACAAUCCCCACAAUAAACACGUUAGUCAUCCCCAUUGCAAAACAGCCAUGCAUAUGUUUUGUCGAUUAUGCAGCGGAGAUCGCGUGGAAACAGCAAUGCCAGAACUCAGCCCGGAACACCAGGAGCUCUUCGAACGCGAAUUUAUGCGAGGAUUACCUGGAAUGAAUGAACCGGACCACUUUCCAGGUAUGGAGUCCUUGUUUAAAGCAUUGUCGACAGUAUCCCAUGCACAACUAGCGGCAUGCUUGAUGGAGCGAAUUCGACACGAAGUUUCUACUGAUUCAAUGAUGAAUGUAGCAGCUGAAACAGCUCGGGCUGGCUCGGGCGCUAGUCAGGUGGCAGCUGCUCGAACAUUGGCAGACGUCGCAAAUGCCGUGGCCCGAACAGUUUCGUCAACAGCUGCCGCCGUCACCUAUGCUUCGACGCCGGUACCGCCCGUUUCCAGCUCCACGUCGAAAAAUAUUGUGUCUAUACUCACUCACGCUAUCGUAAUUCUGGAACUCGCUGAGCCCCGAUCUCCAGUCGCCCAGGAUCGUGACGAGCUGCCCGUAUUUGAGGAGAGUGUUUCCGACAAGGGGACAGCGAUUCCGGCAUAUGGAAUGGCGACAAGUUAUGCCAUGAUCUCCAUACUGUUCAAAACGUAUCUUGAAGUUCUUCCGGCGAAAAAUAUAAUACUUCCUAGCCAGGUGUCGGAUGCGUACAUACACAUCUUGUCCAGGUGGGUCCACGGACAUAGCCUACCUAAGCGGCCGAUGUACGUAACAAGUUCAAGGGGCUUAAUACACUCCUGCGAAGUGUGUGCCAUGAGGCCCAAUAAGCCUACAAUUCCACAUCCUGAGAGCGAUCUUGCAGGAAAGGUUCUACACCACAGGGCUCGCAAGACUCAUCGGGCCUUGGCCGGAGGAUUGAAGGAAGUCGAUGAUAUUAACGAAUCUGUUCGGAUUGGACUGUUGGCUUUAUUGAAGAUGUGCUUAGCCGAUCACCGUCGCCGAUUACAGGUAAACACCGGAAGUGCGCAGCGCUGUAUGCAGUCACGUUACGUAGGAAUGUACCUAAACGGUGAUGACGACUAUGAUGAUGUUAUACUAGCAGAAGAGUACGGGAAAAAGUUUAACGGCGACGGAGGACAUAAAGACUCCAAUGGCCGAAAAAGCGAUGAGCAAAACAAGGGACGACUUAUAGAAGCCAGUAGAGUUGACGUCGAAAAAUCAAGGCCAGAAGAACAGCCGAAACAAUUGAAGAUUGAGAAUGGUAAAAUAGAAGAGCCUGGCAAAUAAUACUUCUACUGGAAUAGAGAAGUCGGAGUGAAAAAAAACCCGUUUUACGAAGAAUAAGGUGUUCAAACUCAAAGCAGUAUUUUUGUAUAUCGUAGGCUGCAAAGUUUCGUACUGUAAUCUUUGAAGACAUUCCCAAUAGUGCGCUGUAGACACUUAUCCAAUGGAUAAUACCCGACACUUUGUAAAUGCGCCUUAACUUAACCCAGUUGGCAUACUGUACUAGUUGUCGUAUUGCUAUUUCAAAUAGAAAAGUAAUCGACAGAUAAUUCCAGUAUGGAGCAAAUCCAAGAAGUGAGUCAUCAACAACCGUUGAUCGUCUGUACGGCUUUGUACAGCAGUCGAGUGAUAUGUGACAUUCAUGAGAUUGCAAGCAACUCUGGCUUUACGCUGCUACCCAUUAAGCAACUUUAUGUAGCGCUGUGUAGAGCUUCCAGGGAAACAGCAAGGACCUAGAACAAUUUUAAAUUAACUCAAGCUCCUAAAUUCAAUAAACUUUACAACAUUUUCGAAAGUUGUUCCCUGUUAAAAAAAAGGUUAAGCAAAAUCUAGUUAGAAUUUCAACACUGCUUUUUAGGUAGGUUUUUGCUGAUUGUCU